AUGGCUAGCGGAACCCUCCCGCCGUUUCCUACAAAGUUGUUCAUCAACAACCAGGUGGAAAAUACCCCUCAUCCCAGCACAUUAUUGCCUGCUGAUCGUAUGAUCAUCAACUUGGUGGAGCGCGAUGCAGAACGACUUGCCAUCCUCGAGUCCCUGCCUACAGGGAAACCGGUGACGCCUACCAUCCACUUUGAUAUUGCGCAUAUGUUGGAGGUUUGGAGAUAUUAUGCCGGCUGGACCGACAAGAUCUCCGGCGAAUCGUACCCUGAGUCCAACGGCGUGUACAAGAUCGUCCGCCACGAGCCCCUCGGCGUCUGCGCGGGGAUCGCCUCUUGGAACGCGACCUUCAUGUAUAUCGGUUGGAAGAUUGCGCCGGCUGUCGCCGCAGGCAACUGUUUUAUCUUCAAGCCGUCUGAGAAGUCACCGUUUGGGACGCUGGCGCUCGGUGCGCUUUUCGCUGAAGCUGGGUUCCCGGCGGGUGUUGUGCAGAUCCUCAACGGCGGUGCAGAGACAGGUGCUGCAUUGGCGAGGCACAUGGAUAUCGCGAAGAUUAGCUUCACGGGCUCUCUGGGCGGUGGCAAGGCUGUGCAGGAGGCGGCGACAAAGAGUAACCUGAAGAAGGUCACCCUGGAACUUGGGGGAAAGAGCCCGGCGGUGGUGUUUGCAGAUGCAGAGCUUGAGAGGGCUCUAGGAGGGGUCUGCGGUUUCCUGUUUAACUCGGGCCAGGUCUGUGUCGCGACAUCCCGCGUCCUCGUACAGAAACCGAUCUUCGAGAAAUUCACCCAGGGCCUCAAGUCCGCCUUCGAACAGACCUCCUCCACUCUUGGCGCCGACCCUCUGGACAAGAACGUCAGCUACGGCCCCAUCGUCGACAAAGCGCAGUUCGACAAGAUCAUGUCCUACAUCGCCAUCGGCAAGCAAACCGCCACCUUACUGACCGGCGGCGAGCGAAAAGGCGACAAGGGCUUCUUCAUCAAACCGACAAUCUUCGUCAACCCCGAGCCUGAGAGCCCGAUCGUUAAAGAAGAGAUCUUUGGACCCGUCAUGGUGGUUCAGACAUUCGAGACGGAGGAAGAGGCGAUCGCUCUGGCAAAUGCGACCGUGUAUGGGCUGGCAGCUUCUGUGUAUACGUCAAACAUUGACCGCGCUCUGAGGGUAUCGAGCGCGCUCGAGUGCGGAGGCGUUGCCGUCAACUCGCCGUUCCUGCCGCAGGUAAAUACGGCGUUUGGAGGCAUCAAGGCGAGCGGAAAGGGACGAGAGCUGGGUCUCUAUGGGCUGCUGGAGUAUACGGAGGCGAAGAGUGUGCACAUCACAUGCUGUGUGAACCGUGGUGGCUGGAAUGAUUUAGGCACGCAGCCAGAUCAGCUGCAAACUGCAGGAAGCGUAAUGAAUUGUCUCAGGCAGGAAGCUGAGACAAUCUGGAUUGAUGAGGCCUACCGAACAAGUACCUAA
Aspergillus nidulans FGSC A4 is the source of this 1452-nucleotide messenger RNA. RefSeq lists its product as uncharacterized. Bases 1 to 1452 code for a protein of 483 amino acids. The transcript is spliced from 7 exons. Gene Ontology annotation, molecular function: oxidoreductase activity; aldehyde dehydrogenase (NAD+) activity. The record is from RefSeq and is a predicted model, not a curated record. Lineage: Eukaryota; Fungi; Ascomycota; Eurotiomycetes; Eurotiales; Aspergillaceae.